AUGAAAUCGCCCAGAAGACAUUCUAGGUCACGAUCUCCAUAUAGAAGGCAAACGCAAACUUCACCUUCACGCUCACCUAGUCGACGCUCACCUAGACGACGUUCACCUUCACGCUCACCUAGUCGACGCUCACCUCGACGGCGUUCACAUUCACGUUCACCUAGAUGGCGCUCAAGGUCACGUUCACCUAUAAGAGUGAGAUCAAGAUCACGUUCACCCAUAUCCCAUUCACGAAGAGAGAGAGAACGUAUAGACAAACGAACCAGAGUACGACCCAUUAAUCAGUCCCAUUCUCCAAAAAAAGAAGAAAUUGGAAAUGAUGGACCAAAACCGAACUUCGGAUUAUCUGGAAAACUUGCAGCAGAAACAAAUUCUUACAACGGUGUUGUAUUAAAAUAUUUUGAACCGCCAGAAGCUCGCAAACCAAUAAAAAAAUGGAGAUUAUAUGUAUUUAAAGGAGAUAAAGAAAUGGAUAUUCUUCAUAUACAUAGACAAAGUGCUUAUUUAUUUGGUCGGGAAAGAAAAGUAGCAGACAUUCCAAUCGAUCACCCAAGUUGCUCUUCUCAACACGCUGUAUUACAAUUUAGACAAGUAACUUCGACUAAUGAUGAAACUGGAGAGAAGAUUUCUGAAAUCAAACCAUAUAUAAUAGAUCUUGAUUCAACGAAUAAGACAUUUGUCAAUAAUAAUGUAAUUCCUCCUUCAAGAUAUUAUGAAUUAAAAGCAUCUGAUACUAUAAAAUUUGGUUUUAGUACACGCGACUACGUUUUAAUUCAUGAUGAAUUAGAUGAUGAAAAGCUUGAAUAA
Rhizophagus irregularis DAOM 181602=DAOM 197198 is the source of this 807-nucleotide messenger RNA. RefSeq lists its product as uncharacterized. The record is from RefSeq and is a predicted model, not a curated record. Gene Ontology annotation, biological process: maintenance of RNA location; mRNA splicing, via spliceosome. Gene Ontology annotation, cellular component: nucleus. Lineage: Eukaryota; Fungi; Glomeromycota; Glomeromycetes; Glomerales; Glomeraceae. Gene Ontology annotation, molecular function: mRNA binding; protein binding.